Messenger RNA from Thlaspi arvense, 1191 nucleotides. NCBI's taxonomy places the organism in Eukaryota, Viridiplantae, Streptophyta, Magnoliopsida, Brassicales, Brassicaceae. The record is from the annotation of a GenBank genome assembly.
CUCUCUCCUUAACAAAUCUCUCAGAUCUCUCUCUCUCUCUCUCUCUCUCUCUCUCUCUCAAAGGUUUGUCUCCCUGUUGAGCUAAGAGAAGCAUUAACUAUGUCUGAUACUGAAGAUGACGUUGUCCUUCCACGUUUUUUCAAGGUUUUCCUCUCAGAAACGGCCUCUGAAUCACUGGCGAUCCCGAUGUCCUUCAACGAACAUCUUGAAGAUCCGUUGCCACGGACAGCGAAGCUCCAAGGCAUUGGAGGAGGAACUUGGACAGAGAGCAUGAAGAGAAUACGCCAGUGUGUGUAUUUCACAUCUGGAUGGUCCAAGUUUGCAGCGGACCAUGAUCUCCAGGACGGCGAGUUUUUGACGUUUGUCUACGACGGUUACAGUACUUUCGAAGUCAGUGUCUACGCUCGUGAUGGUUGUAAGGAGAUAAGAGCUGCGGUGGAUACCGUCGAGCUUCCUGACGCUGAUUCUUCUUCUGAAGAAGAUGAGGAAGAUACUUCAGUUGAUGGAAGUGAUGGCGACAUUAGCAUCAGUGAAGAGGAAGAAGAAGAAGAAGAUCCUUCACUUGUUGGUGAAGAUGAAGAAGCCAGCCAGAGAAUUUACACUGUUGACAGCGAAGAGUCAGAAUCUGAUGCUGCAGUUGUUGCAGGGCUCUCGAAUUUGGAGGUUACGGGUUAUCCAUCCUUCACUACCAGCCUCAAGAACCGGAUCUAUGAGCUGCUGAUUCCAGCAGACGCGGUGAAAGCCAAUGGGCUUACCUUUGGUCCAAAGAUCACAUACAUUGAUGAAGAAGGUACAAUGGAAGGAGCAAGAGGGAAAUGGGCAGAUAAUAGGAAAUUUUUCAAAGGAUGGGACAGGAUCUGUAGAAGGAACAGACUUCAAAAGCAAGAUAGCGUCACUUGCGAGAUGAUUCAUGAUGCUAGGAAACGUGUUCAUUCCAUCAAGAUCCACGUCACUCGUGGUUAAGUCACUCACUCAUCACCCUCUCCAUCUCCAUCCCUAUCAUCGUUAUCAUGAGAACUUUUAAGACUUAAUUAUGGUUUUGUAUCGGAAGAAGUGUUGUAAUUUCCUUCUCUACUUUUAUAUUAGUAGUAAUGCUUUCUUCAUCUCCACGACAUCUUAUGAACCUAUAAAACAGAUCAAAGCUCUUUAUUUCAAUUUAUAUAAAAUUUCAAUGAUUUGUCACAUUGUUCU